Perognathus longimembris pacificus (Pacific pocket mouse) is the source of this 768-nucleotide messenger RNA. Its product is annotated as histone H2B type 3-B. The record is from RefSeq and is a predicted model, not a curated record. Gene Ontology annotation, molecular function: protein heterodimerization activity; structural constituent of chromatin; DNA binding. Bases 125 to 505 code for a protein of 126 amino acids. Lineage: Eukaryota; Metazoa; Chordata; Mammalia; Rodentia; Heteromyidae. The transcript has a single exon. Gene Ontology annotation, cellular component: nucleosome.
GGAUGACAUAACGUGAUAUUCUAUCCAGUAAUAGACGAACGAUGUAUGAUCCUUCAUUUAAAUACAGAGCAUAUAAGUAGAGUUAGUCCAGCGGCUGCACGUAGAUUUCCAGAGAUUUACCAACAUGCCUGAUCCCUCUAAAUCGGCUCCAGCCCCCAAGAAAGGGUCCAAGAAAGCCGUCACCAAAGCACAGAAAAAGGAUGGCAAGAAGCGUAAGCGCGGCCGCAAGGAGAGCUACUCCAUCUACGUGUACAAGGUGCUGAAGCAGGUGCACCCCGACACCGGCAUCUCGUCCAAGGCCAUGGGCAUCAUGAACUCCUUCGUCAACGACAUCUUCGAGCGCAUCGCCAGCGAGGCGUCUCGCCUGGCGCACUACAACAAGCGCUCGACCAUCACGUCCCGCGAGGUGCAGACGGCUGUGCGCCUGCUGCUGCCUGGGGAGCUGGCCAAGCACGCAGUGUCCGAGGGCACCAAGGCGGUCACCAAGUACACCAGCUCCAAGUGAGGCGCGUCCUGGGUGCCCCCAAACCAAAGGCUCUUUUAAGAGCCACCCACACACUCGAUAAAGGGUUUUGAACACGGUAAUGGUUCACUUGUGUUGCCGUGCGCCCCAGUGGCUCCCCAUGACUGGGUGCGGUCGAGUCUGAGUGGUUGGUUUGAAUGAAAUGCACCGGAUCACUGAUCACAGUAGAGGUGGGGGAAGAAAACAGCUCUGGGCCGGAAAAAGCGUUAAGUGCCGGGGACUGGUUCCUAAGUCACUCUUCAGAA